CCAGUCUCUCGCUGCGCUCGGAGAGGCACAUUGGCAGCAGGCACCCGUCGUGCCCCAGCCCCGAAGAGAGCUCCCCACCGAUUCCCCGCCAUGCAGCGAGCCACCAUGCUCCUGCUCUGCCUGGCUCUCCUGGCCCACCAGGAGGCAGACGGGGAUGCCCGGCUACCCCAGGACUUUCCCGUGAAACACUCGUACCAGCCGCAUGAGAAACAACUGCUGGAGGAGCUGCAGGACGUGCUGGAGAAACUGCAGAGCAAGAGGAUUUCCACCUGGGAGAAGAAAUAUAACCAAGUCCCCAAGUGCUCCAUCGGCCAGGCCUGCGCCGUGAAGAAGGGCGCCCGCAUCGGCAGGCUGUGCGACUGCCCCCGUGGAGCCACCUGCAACUCCUUCCUCCUCAGGUGCCUGUAGCCGCUGCCUGCGAGGGACCCCAGCCGCAGAUCAUCCUCUCGUGCCGCUGUGUUGUG
This is a messenger RNA of Mauremys reevesii (Reeves's turtle), 464 nucleotides long. RefSeq names its product cocaine- and amphetamine-regulated transcript protein-like. The transcript has 3 exons. NCBI's taxonomy places the organism in Eukaryota, Metazoa, Chordata, Testudines, Geoemydidae. The coding region runs from base 91 to 408 and encodes 105 amino acids. Gene Ontology annotation, molecular function: neuropeptide hormone activity. Gene Ontology annotation, biological process: positive regulation of MAPK cascade; cellular response to starvation; negative regulation of appetite. The record is from RefSeq and is a predicted model, not a curated record.